GCUACUUCAUCGGAUCCAUCAAGUUCAGCAACAGGGGUUCCACCUACUUCAGCAUCUCCGGAUCCCUGUCUUUCAAAUCCAUGUGGUGUUGGAAGCACCUGUGAAGCCCGUGCCAACCAGACAUUUGUAUGCAAGUGUUUGCCUGGUGAUUUUUACAAUAAUAUCACCCUGAGAUGUGAAAAUGCCAAAGUUUUCCCUGGAAAACUUUCCCUGAGAAAACCAUUUAAUGACAAAAUGACAAACACCACAUCAAAGGAAUUUAAAGAAACUGCAGAUGAAAUUGUUGCUGCGCUGGAUGAAGUUUAUAAAGGGCAGGACGGUUACUCUGGCUCUAUAGUGCUGAAACUCUUGCCAAGCGCCAGUCGUAUGCUGAGGGCACCCCCAGGGAUCAUUGCUGUACUACAGAUCAUCUUCAAAGCCAGUUCUGAAAUCAAAGAAGAUGACGUUAUAAAGGAGUUAGAAAACAAUACUUGUGAUAACUGUUUGCUGAGUGGGGCAACAUUUGAACCAACAGACCUGUGUGCUGAAAACCCUUGUGAUGUAAAAACUUCAAACUGCACAUCACAGGAUGGAGCUUACAGCUGUACCUGUUUGGAAAAACAUUUUCAAACAGACUUCAGUGACAGAAUGUGCACUGCUUGUCCUAGUGGGUCCAGAUUUAAAGAUAAUACAUGUGUGAAAGAUGAGUUAUAUAGUGACCAAAAUAACACAAACUCCCAGGCUCAACGUCAGAACAACCUCUACGCUGUAAAACGACCCCAGAUCAAACUACACGCUCAGAGCCAAGGCUACGAUAACCCUUACUACCAGUACGACAGUGAAAGCGACUUCAGUUAG
This is a messenger RNA of Pundamilia nyererei, 837 nucleotides long. RefSeq lists its product as uncharacterized. The coding region runs from base 235 to 837 and encodes 200 amino acids. The record is from RefSeq and is a predicted model, not a curated record. The transcript has 9 exons. Lineage: Eukaryota; Metazoa; Chordata; Actinopteri; Cichliformes; Cichlidae.